AGGACCUGAUCCUCUGGACUACGUUAGCAUGUACAGAAACCUGGGAAACCCAGCGCUGAAUGUUCCCGAGCACUGGCACUACGUCAGCUUUGGGUUAAGUGACUUGUACGGAGACAACAGAGUACAUGAGUUUACGGGAACAGAUGGACCAAGUGGUUUUGGAUUUGAGCUGACGUUUCGACUAAAGAGAGAAACGGGGGAGUCGGCACCACCUACCUGGCCAGCAGAGUUAAUGCAAGGCUUAGCCAGAUACGUCUUCCAGUCAGAAAACACCUUCUGCAGUGGUGACCAUGUAUCGUGGCACAGCCCUUUGGACAACAGUGAAUCUAGAAUCCAGCAUAUGUUACUGACAGAAGACCCUCAGAUGCAGCCGGUGCAGACUCCUUUUGGGGUGGUUACUUUCCUACAGAUUGUUGGAGUUUGCACUGAGGAACUGCAUGCGGCUCAGCAGUGGAACGGGCAAGGGAUCUUGGAACUGCUUCGGACUGUCCCGGUAGCUGGAGGCCCCUGGUUGAUAACGGAUAUGCGAAGAGGAGAGACAAUAUUUGAGAUUGAUCCACAUCUGCAAGAGAGAGUCGACAAAGGGAUUGAGACAGAUGGCUCAAACCUGAGCGGAGUGAGUGCCAAAUGUGCCUGGGAUGAUCUCAGCCGGCCCCCAGAGGAUGACGAAGACAGCAGGAGCAUUUGCAUUGGGACCCAGCCGCGGCGGCUCUCCGGGAAAGAUACGGAGCAAAUCAGGGAGACUUUGCGAAGAGGGCUUGAGAUUAACAGCAAACCUGUUCUACCUCCAAUAAAUGCACAAAGACAGAAUGGGUUGAACCAUGACCGAGCACCAAGCCGUAAGGACAGUUUAGAAAGCGAGAGUUCAGCAGCUAUCAUUCCUCAUGAGCUAAUCCGCACGAGACAGCUGGAGAGCGUACACCUGAAAUUUAACCAGGAGUCCGGAGCUCUCAUUCCCCUCUGUCUAAGGGGAAGGCUCUUACAUGGACGGCACUUUACAUAUAAAAGUAUUACGGGGGAUACAGCAAUCACGUUUGUAUCAACAGGAGUAGAAGGAGCCUUUGCUACAGAAGAGCACCCCUAUGCAGCACACGGACCUUGGUUACAAAUCCUAUUGACCGAAGAGUUCGUAGAGAGAAUGCUGGAAGAUUUAGAAGAUCUGAAUUCUCCAGAGGAAUUUAAACUUCCAAAGGAGUACAGCUGGCCUGAAAAGAAACUGAAAGUUUCCAUCUUGCCAGAUGCUGUGUUCGACAACCCACUGCAUUAGAGCUGAAUUACACCCUUCUAACAACUGGGAGAGCCAAGUUACUGUCCAUUACCCAGUGACUCACAGGAUAAUUAAUGCAGUAAAAACUCUGCCUGCAAAUAAGAGUUUGCUGCACAACCACUGCAAACAGAAGAGGAGCUACUCAGCACCAGCCCAGACCGAACUGAGCCCUUUCCUUUAUCCUUCCCAAGGCUGAGCUCUCUGGGAACAGUCUGCGUAUGUGUGAGUGCGAGUGAGAAAUAUUUAACUAUGAAAAUUAGUAGUAAGAAUCCUUUCUCUCUCCUAGCUACAGAACUCCCCUCUGCCUUAGCCCAGGGUGUAGACGCUCUGCACGCCUGUAUUUACACAUGCAUUUCUGCCAGGUGCGAGCCUAUAAUCCAUGGAUUAAAUGUUCUUUACGUGACU
Messenger RNA from Charadrius vociferus (killdeer), 1672 nucleotides. It is a transcript of the gene SUFU, whose product is annotated as suppressor of fused homolog (Drosophila). NCBI's taxonomy places the organism in Eukaryota, Metazoa, Chordata, Aves, Charadriiformes, Charadriidae. Gene Ontology annotation, cellular component: cytoplasm; nucleus. The record is from RefSeq and is a predicted model, not a curated record. Gene Ontology annotation, molecular function: transcription factor binding. The transcript has 11 exons. Bases 29 to 1267 code for a protein of 412 amino acids.